UGUACAGAGGAACCUACCGGGCUCUGCGGAGUAGUAGGUACCGCGCAUCCUAUUCUGGUGAUUCCAGACCUGCACAGUGUCCUCGCUUUUUUAUUUCCCGGGGCCGUCGCCAUGAGCUUCUUUGGCUUUGGGCCGGCCGCGGAGCUAGAUAUUGCGUUGACUGAUGCGGAAAGCAGGCGCCGGGUGGAGCACAAGACUGAGGACGGCAAAAAGGACAAAUACUAUCUGUUCUAUGACGGGGAAACUGUGUCCGGACGGGUCACCGUUAACUUGCGGAACCCCGGCAAGCGGCUGGAGCACCAGGGGCUCAAAAUAGAGUUCAUAGGGCAGAUAGAGCUGUAUUACGACCGCGGCAAUCAUCACGAGUUUGUUUCAUUAGUGAAGGAUUUGGCUCGGCCUGGAGAAAUCUCCCAGUCACAGAGCUUUGAUUUUGAAUUUACUCAUGUAGAGAAACCUUAUGAGUCCUACACGGGUCAGAAUGUGAAGUUACGGUAUUUCCUGCGUGCUACACUCAGCAGGCGCCUUAAUGAUGUCGCUAAAGAGAUGGAUAUUGUGGUGCACACGCUUAGCACUUACCCUGAGCUCAACUCCUCAAUCAAGAUGGAAGUAGGGAUCGAAGAUUGUCUGCACAUUGAGUUUGAGUACAACAAGUCCAAGUACCAUCUCAAAGAUGUUAUUGUGGGCAAAAUCUACUUUCUUCUAGUUCGGAUCAAAAUCAAACACAUGGAAAUUGACAUAAUUAAGAGAGAAACUACAGGCACUGGACCAAAUGUGUACCAUGAAAAUGACACAAUUGCUAAAUACGAGAUCAUGGACGGAGCUCCUGUAAGAGGUGAAUCCAUUCCAAUCCGACUUUUCUUGGCUGGUUAUGAACUUACUCCAACCAUGAGGGACAUCAACAAAAAGUUCAGUGUGCGCUAUUACCUCAACUUGGUGCUAAUAGAUGAAGAGGAGAGGCGUUACUUUAAACAGCAGGAAGUAGUUUUAUGGCGUAAAGGAGACAUUGUGAGGAAGAGCAUGUCACACCAAGCCGCCAUCGCUUCUCAGAGGUUUGAGGGAACGAGUCACCCAGAGAUGAGACCACAGCACGGUGGAGCUGCUGCAGGGGAACAGGAGUACGAGUGACAUGUCAUGUUGGAAUUGUGUAGGUCUCUAAUGACCAAUUAUAAAGUAACUGGACCUCUCCAACCCCACUCCUCCACCACCUGUGCUAUUACCCUAGCACAGACUCUCAGCCAAUUCUUGUAGAGGGAUCGGACCAGCCUCACUCUGGGAAAGGCUAAAUCAAUCUCUUUCCGCUGCUAUAUGGCAUUACAUGAAACUGGGUAGAGCAGGUGGGAUAUCUGCCCUUUUAUCAUUUUAUUUUAUCCAUUUUCUGUUCUAUGCCUUGUCACUGUCCUGGCAAAUCUGCCAUUAAAGCCCAGGGUUGCCGCAAAGAUUGAGGGAGGUGAACAAUGUAGUUUUAUAAUGCAGGUUCCGAGGAGCUUUGUGCUACCACAGCAUUUGCGUCUUGUGCAGAGUUGUUCUAACCAGCCGGGAUACACACAGCAUUAAAUCUUGCAUUUUAUUUGUUGUGAUUACUAUGUCGCUAGUAGAUUACUAUUUGCACAGAAAACACAUUUUAUACACUGUGUUUAUGUGCAUCUCCAUUUAAACUGGAGAAAAGUUAAAUUAUAGAAAUGUAUAAAGAAAAACUAUGUAUAUAUAAAAAUGGCUUUGUAUACAAGGAGCCAAUUCCCCCAUGCAUAGAAUAUGGAAGCAUAGGGACACGUUAAUUAAUUUGCACUUGUGCGUACCUCUUGAACAAUAGUAUUUCCAUUACUAUAUGAAGUAUUUAUCCAUUCUAUAACACAAGCAAAGUUUGGGUUAUAGAGCAUAUAAAAAAAAAAUUGACACCCCAGCACACAUGUUAUGUGCUAAAAAGUAGGGGGUCUCCUGUGGUCCUUCAGAAAACUGGAUGCUUUAUAAAUCGUAAAUUAAAAGGACCAAAACAUUUUCAAUUACUUGCACCAAAUUUCAUUAUUACUAAAAUGAGCUAUGUAUACAUAAUGUAUACAUUCUAGUGGGACCCUGAAGUCGUCAUGUGAUCAAGAUUGUACAUGUAGUGUAAAACAUUCACAAUUUUGAGAAUCAUAUCUCCCUGAAGGUAAUUAAAAUGUGUUUGGCUCUUGCAGCCAAUCUUGGGCUUCUCAGCAUGAAAUGCAGAGAGAAUUCUGGGCAGCUCAAAUUUCAUGGGCUUUUCAAGGACAAUGUAGUCAAGUUGGCCAGUCAGAGGGCAGCAUGCGUAUUGCAAGAAUAUAACUUUUUUUUUUUUUAAUAAGAAAAAGACCCUUUAUAACUGUUGUAUGAUACUAUAUAUCUGCAAAAGUAGUCUAUUACCAGCAACGUUCUUUGUUAAACAUUCUUUAACAUUUAGUUACCUGUGAUCUGUGGCAUAUAAAGGUGUGUUCUUUCUUCCUUAUGGUAUAUGUGUCAUAUAUUAUAAAACAAAUAUUCCAGCCUUUUGCUAAAUGAAAUCGGUUAAUCGCUCUAUAAUACUGGAUUCUUUUGCUGCCAAGAAUAACAAACGUGGCUUUUUUUUGCUAUCAGAAAAUUACAGUUUAGCAUUUGAUAACUGAAUAUUUGUCCACAGUAUUUCAGUUACCCUUAGGUGGUAAUAAACCUAUUUAUUAGUUGAAGUAUACAUUAGUAAGAGCCUUGUGCCUCAGAAAGCAACAUUAGAUUGUAAGCUCUGAAGAGCAGGGAUACAUAGUGCCUGCAUUAUGUUUUACAAAGCACUGCAUGUCGGCAGUGCUUUAAAUUGAGAUUCAGUCUAAAUACUCUAUAUGACAAUAAGCUCCUCCAAUAAGAUCAUGUUUGGACUUCAGAUAAUUCCAUUGACUUUGCAGUGUUUUAGUCUAUAAUUUCAUUGUGUUUUAGAUGUCUAUUUUACAUUGGUUUUAUUAGACACAGAUUUAAAAAAAUAAAUAAAAAAAACUGAUCACUAAA
This is a messenger RNA of Bombina bombina (fire-bellied toad), 2988 nucleotides long. RefSeq names its product VPS26 retromer complex component B (gene VPS26B). The transcript has 6 exons. Gene Ontology annotation, biological process: retrograde transport, endosome to Golgi; intracellular protein transport. Lineage: Eukaryota; Metazoa; Chordata; Amphibia; Anura; Bombinatoridae. Gene Ontology annotation, cellular component: retromer complex; endosome. The coding region runs from base 112 to 1125 and encodes 337 amino acids. The record is from RefSeq and is a predicted model, not a curated record.